AUGGCGAGCAGCAAAAAUAUGAUUCAUCUUGGUCUUAUACUGCUAAUUGACUUUGUCAGUCUAUGUACUGGUAGACUCAUUCGAACAAAAGUAGCCAUUCUCGGAGGAGGAAUGGCCGGUGUGAUGGUUGCUCGUACUUUAUCAGAGAAGGGAAUUUCAGAUUUUCUAAUUAUUGAAGCAGAAUCUGUACUUGGUGGACGGAUGAAAGAAACAACAUUUGACAAAUAUACAAUUGAAUUAGGUGCUAAUUGGAUUGAAGGUAUUCGAAACCAUGAAACUGGAGAAGAAAAUCCAAUAUGGACAAUGGCGACAAAAUACAAUCUUACAAGUACUGCCACUGAUACUGAUGACUUAUUGACUUACGAUCAGAAUGGUCAAUUCAAUUAUUCAGAUGUCGUAGAUCAAGCAUUCGCUCAUUUUAAGCAGGUUUUAGAUGAUGCUACAAAACGAGAAGAAUCGAAUCUUGAAGAUCUAUCAUUUGCCGAAGGCCAAAGACUUCGAGGAUGGAUACCAACGACAUCGUAUGAAAAAGUAGCCGACUGGUGGGCAUUUGACUUUGAAUUUGCUGAUAGGCCGACUGCAUCAAGCAUGAUUCGGACUGCAGCUAAUGAAAAAGCAACUCACGGUCAACGGUUAGAGGAUGAUCAAUUUGUUACAGAUCAGCGUGGUUAUGCAUUUCUAGUACGUGAAGAAGCAAAAAGAAUUGCCACAAACAACAACAUUUUAUACAACAGUACUAUAACAACAAUCGAGUAUUCAAACAGUUCCGUAAAUAUUACAUUGAGAAAUGGUCUCAUCAUCUGGGCUGAUUAUGCUAUUUGUACAUUUUCAGUGGGCGUCCUUCAACACAAUGAUGUGCACUUUAUACCAGCAUUUCCAGCAUGGAAACAGGAAUCGAUUUUUUCUUUCAAAAUGGCAACAUAUACAAAAAUUUUUCUUCAAUUUCCUCAUAAAUUCUGGAGUAACGCGCAAUUCUUUUUAUACGCUGAUCCUUACCGACGAGGCUAUUAUCCACAAUGGCAGUCAUUGAGUGAAAUCGGAUUUUUCCCUGAUAGCAAUAUUUUAGUCGUCACUGUUGUUGCUGAUCAAGCUUUGAUUGUCGAAGCACAAAGUAAAAAUCAGACCUUGAUAGAAAUCAUGGAUGUAUUACGAUCUAUGAAUGGAAAAAAUAUUCCAGAGCCGAAUAACUUUUAUUAUUAUCGAUGGACAUUAGACCCACUUUAUCGUGGUUCUUAUAGCAAUUGGCCGACGGGCACUUCACUAUGUCAGCAUAAUAAUCUUGGCAGACCAAUUGGGCGACUUCGUUUCACUGGUGAAGCUUACUCGCAAGAAUACUACGGAUUUUUGCAUGGAGCAUAUCUAGAAGGACUGAAAAUAGGCAAAAAAGUAGCAGAUUACGUGUUGAACAAAACAUUUCGAACAGAUAAUCGAGAUUAUUCAUGUAAACAACAUUCAUCACGGGAGCAAAAGAGGAUAAUACUUUCUUUACUGUCAAAGUUAAAAAGUGGCAAGAAUUCUAAAGUCUCAAAAUUUGAAUUUUUACAGUCGAUUCAAAAUUCUCACGAUUUCAAACGUUGA
Rotaria socialis is the source of this 1578-nucleotide messenger RNA. Lineage: Eukaryota; Metazoa; Rotifera; Eurotatoria; Philodinida; Philodinidae. The record is from the annotation of a GenBank genome assembly.